UCUUGACAUCUUUCAGAUUGGAUGUGUGUUGUGGACUCGGGUGGAGCUGUUAUCUGGUCUCAAUAAGUCACUAUAGUGGUUAAUGUUCUGGAAAUACAUUGUUUUGAUAAUGGAGUUGGAAAUGUUUUGAUGUAGGAAAUGUCACACAGUAAACCUGUUUUUCUGGUCAUUCUAUAAGAAAACUUACACCAUGGUCUGCAGACAUAAUGAAAGUGAUAGAUGGUUUAAGAGGAGAACAACUUUGCUUGAUACUAAGUAGUUGUGUUUAGUGCUGAAUGUAAGUGAAGAGCAUGUGAAUUUAUCAUUCAUAAUGUAUAACUGUUUGUAGGAGUAAUACGUCUAGUCUGGUGAACUGGGAGUAAUAUUAUCCUCUUUAAUGGAGGGAAAGAAUAGCAACACUAAAUCUAAAGUGGAUCUCUAUGAAGAUCAAGAGGAGGGGAGAACUCAAAGAGCCACAUCUCCAGAAUCCAGCUGUGUGUCCAUGAAGAGUAAACAAUCCAUGGAUUAUCCUGUUGAUGUCAGUGAUGGAGCAGUGACCUCUGACCCCAGCAGUGGUGAAAGGGAUGAUCUGACCUGGGUUCAGUCUGGAUGUGGAGUUUGUGAGCAGGUUCUGAGAGAUUCUGUCUCUAUCACCUGUGGACAUAGUUUCUGCAGACAGUGCAUCAAUUUCUACAGAAAUCAGUCCAGACCAUCACCAUCAGAACAGUUUGACUGUCCUCAGUGCAGAAAGAGAUCCAGAACAAACAGAGCCAUGAAAAGAUCCAGUUCUGCUGGUUCUGUUGACCUGCAGGAGGAGACUGGAGACCUGCAUAAACCACUGAAUGAUGAAAUACAGAGAGUCAAAAACCAGCACAAAACCAGCAUGAAGAACAAGUAUGAGAGAUUAUUUGAGGGACUGAAACUCCAGGAUGAACGCCUCCUGAACAGCAUCUACACACAGCUCUACAUCAUAGAGGGAGAGAGAGAAGGAGUGAAUGAAGAACAUGAGUUUUUACAGAUGAGAAAACAGCCAGAAACACAACACUCACAACACACUCCAAUCGACUGCAAUGACAUCUUUAAAGCCUCAGCUGAAUGCAGGAUGUGAGGGAAAGAGCAGAUCAAGACUGUUCUUACUAAAGGCAUCGCUGGAAUCGGAAAAACCGUCUCUGUGCAGAAGUUCAUUCUGGACUGGGCCGAGGGAAAAGCCAAUCAGGAUGUAGACUUUCAUGUUUGUGCUUCCAUUUCGAGAGCUGACUUGAUCGGAGAUCAUCAGUACAGUCUUCACAGACUUUUGCUGGACUUUCAUCCUGAACUUCAAGAUCUGGACUCACAGAUUUAUGAGGAGUGUAAAGUUGUGUUCAUCUUUGAUGGUCUGGAUGAAAGCAGAAUCACACUGAUGUUUUCAGACGCUCAGAAAGUUUGUGAUGUGACUGAGACUUCAUCAGUGGCUGUGUUGAUGUCAGAGCUCAUGAAAGGAGAGCUGCUUCCCUCUGCUCUCAUCUGGAUCACCUCCAGACCAGCAGCAGCCAAUCAGAUCCCCUCCAAAUACAUCCACCGUCUGACAGAAAUUCAGGGAUUCAGUGAGCCUCAGAAGGAGGAAUAUUUCAGGAAGAGAAUCAGUGAUGAGCAUCAAGCCAGCAGAAUCAUCUCACACAUCAGAAGAGCGAGAAGCCUCCACAUCAUGUGCCACAUCCCCGUCUUCUGCUGGAUCUCAUCCACUGUGCUUCAGAAGCUCCUGGAAGAAGAUCUGAGUGCAGAAAUCCCUCAAACUCUGACUGAAAUGUACAUCCACUUCCUGCUGAUUCAGAUCAACAUGAGGAAGCAGAAGUAUGAAGAGAGAGAUCCAGAGAAACUCCUGCAGUCCAACAGAGAAGUGAUUGUGAAACUUGCUGAAGUGGCUUUCAAACAGCUGAUGAAGGGCAAUGUGAUGUUCUAUGAGGAGGACCUGAUUGAGAGUGGCAUAGACGUCACUGACGCCUCAGUGUAUUCUGGGAUUUGCACUGAGAUCUUUAAGGAGGAAUCUGUGAUUCAUCAGAGGAAAGUCUACAGCUUCAUUCAUCUGAGCGUUCAGGAGUUUCUCGCUGCUUUCCAUGUGUUUUAUUAUCAUGUGAAUACAGUUAUGGAAAGACUUAAGAAUUUUGCUUCAAUACAAAAUUUGCUUAAAGGUGCGGUAGAUAAAGCUCUCAAGAGUAAGAAUGGACGUCUGGAUCUGUUCCUGCGGUUCCUGCUGGGCGUCUCACUGGAGUCCAAUCAGAGACUCUUACAGGAUCUACUGACACACCCAGAGAACAGCUCAGAGAGCAUCAGAGAAACCACACAGUACAUUAAAAAGAUGAUCAAAGAUGGACAUGAACUCUCAAUUGAAAGAUCCAUCAAUCUGUUCCUCUGUCUGCUGGAAGUGAAAGAUCAGACUCUGUCCAGAGAGAUUCAGGAGUUUGUGAAAUCAGACAAACACUCAGAGAAGAUACUCUCUCCUCCUCACUGCUCAACAAUCUCCUACAUGCUUCAGAUGUCAGAGGAGCCGCUGGAUGAACUGAACCUCAUGAAAUACAACACAUCAGCUGAGGGGAGAAGAAGACUGAUACCAGCUGUGAUCAACUGCAGAAAGGCUCUAUUUUCUGACUGUGAACUCUCAGAACAGGAUUGUGAAAUUGUGUCUUCAGCUCUACAAUCCUCAAACUGUGUCCUGAGAGAGCUGCAUCUGAGUAACAAUCGCCUGCAGGACUCUGGUGUAAAGUUUAUUUCUGAUGGACUGAAGAGUCCAAACUGUCAGCUGCAGAUACUGAGGUUGUCUGGCUGUAUGGUGACAGAGGAAGGCUGUGGUUAUUUCUCUUCGGCUCUGAGUUCAAACCCCUCACACCUGAGAGAGCUGGAUCUGAGCUACAAUCACCCAGGACAAUCAGGAGUCCAGCUGCUCAACCACAAACUGCAGGAUCCAAACUAUAAACUGCAGAUACUCAAUGUGGAUCAUGGAGGAGAGAUCAGGAUGAGAGCAGGACUACGAAAGUAUGCCUGUGAUCUCACACUGGAUCCAAACACAGCAAACACUGAACUCGUUCUGUCUGAUGAGAACAAGAAGAUCACACGUGUGAAAGAUUGUCAGCCGUAUCCUGAUCAUCCAGAGAGAUUUGAUCAUGUUCCUCAGGUUCUGAGUGUUGAGAGUCUGACUGGACGCUGUUACUGGGAGACUGAAUGGAGCGGAUAUUAUGCUGGUAUAUCAGUGUCAUAUAAAGGAAUCAACAGGAAAGGAGGGAGAGAUGAAUGUGUGUUUGGAUGCAAUGACGAAUCCUGGUGCCUGGACUGCACUGAUAACAUAUUCUUUGUCCGUCACAAUUAUGACGGCACUGAAAUGCCUGCUGACCCUUCAUCGUCUAAGAGAGUAGGAGUGUAUGUGGACGUGUCGGCCGGCUCUCUGUCCUUCUACAGUGUCUCUGACACACACACACUCACACACUUACACACACUCAACACCACAUUCACUGAACCCCUCUGUGCUGGAUUUGGGGUUUAUAAUGAUUCCUCAGUGUCUCUGUGUGAUAUUAAAUGAUAGAGAGACUCUUUCUGAUGUUCACAUGCACACAAACUCAUCAAAUCUCACAUCAUUACAUUUCUAUUCAUUUUUAAUUAGUUUUUCAUUGUCAUACAGAAGUUAUGAAUCUAGAUCAGACUCUCAUACUGUUCUGAAUCUUUAAUAAACAGAGUAAUAUGUGUGGUUUAAUAUUUCUAUUGUAAACUGAUCAUCAAAUGUAAUAAAAGUCCAUUAGUGACUCAUUUGAUCCUGAA
This is a messenger RNA of Cyprinus carpio (common carp), 3765 nucleotides long. RefSeq names its product protein NLRC3-like. The transcript has 6 exons. Gene Ontology annotation, molecular function: protein binding. Lineage: Eukaryota; Metazoa; Chordata; Actinopteri; Cypriniformes; Cyprinidae. The record is from RefSeq and is a predicted model, not a curated record.